ACUAUCUUCCCUCAUAGUCUGUCUUUUGCGAUCACGUCUGCUCGGUCUCCGGUUCUAUAAGGAUGGCCGCAGCAAGCGCGACGGAACGCGCCCCUCUGCUUGGCGCUGCUAAUGUUGGCGUGACGCCUCUAGGCGCGUCUGCCGCUCCGGUUCAUCAGUCUACGAAGGACAUCAAGGCCAAACCCGGGCCUUUGGAGAUAACUAGAUCAAAUAGGUACGCUAUUCUGGCGGGAAUAUGGACAGCAACGUUCCUUUCGUCCUUAAACACAACUCUGGUUGCAACGCUUCUCUCGUCUAUUUCGUCUGAGUUUAAGAGAGCCAAUCAGGCUAGUUGGCUUGGAACAUCUUAUCUACUUGCUACUUGUACAUUCACCCCGCUUUACGGAAGACUGUGCAAUGUCAUGGGACGGCGUGGUGCCAAUCAGCUAGCUGUUGCUUCUGCUGCUAUCGGCACUCUCGCGUGUGGACUAUCUCAGAACAUGGAAACGCUGAUUGUUGCAAGAUUUUUGAGCGGCCUUGGAGGCGGUGGUAUAUUCACAACUUCACAAAUCAUUGUGAGCGACAUGUAUAGCAUACGCUCGCGUGGGCUGGCACAAGGUGUCGCAAAUAUUUUCAAUGGCCUUGGUAUGGGACUAGGUGGUCCCGUCGGUGGCUACAUAAGUGACCGGUUUGGGUGGCGUUGGGCUUUCCUUAUUCAAAUGCCUCUGUUUGCUGCGUCGUUUGUUUUGACAGGCAUCAAUCUUAAAUACGUAACUCCGGGCAAGGGAAAGAGCGCGAAAGAAGUGCUCUUACGCAUAGACUACGGUGGUACCUUCACGCUCCUCGGAUCGGUGUUUUCAUUCCUCAUCUUCCUCAGUAACAAGUUCAACGAGGACAUGCCUUGGAGCUCCCCUUCUGUUUACGCACCCUUUACCAUCUCAACGGUCAUGUUCAUCGUCUUCGUGCUUGUUGAGCUUCUCAUUGCCCCUGAACCCGUCUUGGCCCCCUUCCUGUUGCAGCAGAGGAUUCCAGUUUUGAUCGGCGUGCAGAACUUCCUCGUUGCGAAUUGCAACUUUGCAGUCAUGUAUUUCUUCCCCAUGUGGUUCGAAACAGUUGCAUUAACGAGCGCGAGUGAAGCUGGUGCACAUUUACUUCCUAACAGUAUCUCAAUGUCUUUCGGUUCACUCUUUGCUGGUUAUAUGAUGCACCGAACCGGGAAAUAUAAGAUGAUUAACUUGAUAUUCGGAUCGUUCCCGUUCAUCGCAGCCGUCGCCAUCUCGCUGCUACGUGAAGACUCAAAUUGGUUCCAAAUGUGGUUUAGCAUUAUUCCUCUGGGUUUUGGAAAUGCAGUGGUACUCCAGACGACAUUGAUUGCUCUUCUUGCGCAUAUACCUCACUCCGUGAUGGCUGUCGGUACUGGAUUUGGACAAUUGUUCCGUGGGAUAGGACAAGUUGGGGGUGUUGGCAUUGCUUCGUCGAUUUUCCAGUCGACUCUUGAUAGGGAGUUGCGCAAUCGCAUUCCUGGACCAGAUGCGGAACAUCAAAUAAGAAGGAUCAGACAUUCUUCAAAGCUCGUUGCGACUCUACCGCCAGAACUACAGCGCGCUGCGAGAGACUCAUAUGCGACUUCGCUGAGAGCAGUAUUCAUCUAUGCGGCAGUCUCAACACUGUUGGCAUAUAUCGUUCGUCUUCCGAUUCCUGAGAAAGCUCUUGAAGACCAACGUCCCGAAGUAAAGCGCAAGCCAAGUACACAUGUUGACUCGACCCCUGCUCCACCCACAAAUAUAACCGGCACGCUCAUCAUCCAAGAGCCUGAGAGGCUCGAGCUACCGAUCAACAGACUCGAAUAUGGCGACAGUGACGAGGAAGGGGAAGGGGAAGGGGAAGGGGAAGAAGGAAGAGAUGAAGAAGCAUCAGAACGCGAAGAUCAACCUCAGACUUUGACUUCCAGUCCUCGAAAGAUACUAUCUAGGCACAGGAGGUUGUCGACGUUUGAGUCGAGCGAUGGUAUACUGGACCUUGAAUCUGACGAUAUUGGAGGAUCAGCUAGGAGCUUCAGUGGUAGCUCUUUCGCCGGGACCAUUCCACGCCGCCGAAGCUUUGCUCCUUGA
Molecule: messenger RNA, 2090 nt
Organism: Fomitiporia mediterranea MF3/22
Lineage: Eukaryota; Fungi; Basidiomycota; Agaricomycetes; Hymenochaetales; Hymenochaetaceae
Product: vacuolar amino acid permease
Exons: 21
Coding region: 63-2090 (675 amino acids)
Biological process (GO): transmembrane transport; basic amino acid transport
Cellular component (GO): fungal-type vacuole membrane
Molecular function (GO): basic amino acid transmembrane transporter activity
Source: RefSeq, a predicted model, not a curated record